GUCUGGAUGUGUUGAGCCGCUGUCCCUGUGCUGGAGGAACAGUCCGCGGGCAACAUGCAAACGACUCCUGACGGUCCGUGGGAAGUCUCGGUCUGUUCCUGAGCGCACACGCAGCUUUGAAUGCACCACAGACAUGUUUUACUGUUAAGACCCGUUUGUCUCAGGUAUAAACCGCAGAGACGAGCCGCCCUGCUGUGAAGGCUUGCGGACAGCAUCUCCACACGGACUUCGCUGGGACUGGAGCGGGAUCAUGUUUGACUAUCUGGAAUUUCAGGCUUUCGGUCCGGGAGAAGUCAUGGACCUGUACAGCACGUCCAGCCCCGGCUGCAUGCUGCAGGAGCCGGAGCAGGAGCAGGAUUUGUCAGCCUUCUUCCCCGAGCUGAUGGAGGCGGACUGGCAGCAGGAGCGCUGCUCGCAGUUUGGAAGCCAGAGCUCCAGCUCCAGCUCAGACGACCUGUUCGCCAGCCCGCCCUCCCCGCUGCCCCCUCCUCGCACUUACAAACCCUGUUUUGUGUGUCAAGACAAGUCCUCAGGCUACCACUACGGGGUCAGCGCCUGCGAGGGCUGCAAGGGCUUCUUCCGCCGCAGCGUGCAGAAAAACAUGGCGUACACCUGCCACCGAGACAGAAACUGCAUCAUCAACAAGAUCACCAGGAACCGCUGUCAGUACUGCCGGCUGCAGAGGUGCUUCGCUGUGGGAAUGUCCAAGGAGUCAGUGAGAAACGACAGGAACCGGAGGAAGGGCAAGAAGGAAGCGGUGAAGAUGACCAUCAUGGAGACGUACGAACUGACGGCCGAGCUCGGCUUGAUAGUGGAGAAGAUCUGCAGGGCUCACAGGGAGACCUUCCCCUCUCUGUGCCAGCUGGGAAAAUACACCACAAACUCCAGCUCGGACCACAGGAUCCAGCUGGACCUCGGGCUGUGGGACAAGUUCAGCGAGCUCGCCACCAAGUGCAUCAUCAAGGUGGUGGAGUUCGCCAAGCGAGUGCCCGGUUUCACCGGCCUGACCAUCGCCGACCAGAUCACUCUGCUGAAAACCGCCUGCCUGGACAUCCUGAUCCUGAGGAUUUGCACUCGUUACACUCCAGACCAGGACACCAUGACCUUCUCUGACGGGUUGACCCUGACCCGCACUCAGAUCCACAACGCCGGAUUUGGGCCUCUGACAGAUCAGGUUUUCACAUUUGCCGGCCAGCUGCUGCCGCUGCAGAUGGAUGACACAGAGAGUGGCCUCCUCAGCGCCAUCUGUCUCGUCUCUGGAGACCGUCAGGACCUGGAGGAGCCAUCUAAGGUGGAGGUGCUGCAGGAGCCACUGCUGGAGGCGCUGAAGAUUUACUCCCGCAAACGGCGGCCCAGCAUGCCCCUCAUGUUCCCCAAGGCCCUCAUGAAGAUCACUGACCUGCGCAGCAUCAGCGCCAAAGGAGCUGAGAGGGUGGUGACGCUGAAGAUGGAGAUCCCGGGCUCCAUGCCCCCUCUGAUCGAGGAGAUGCUGGAGGAUCUGCAGAACCUGGAGAAACACCAGAAGAAACACUCAGAGGGGGGCAGAGUGGAGGAAAACACCAGCUAGCACACACACACACACACACACACACACAGCUUCUCCUCACAUCACACGAACUCCUCUGACUUCUUGCUGUGCAGCCGAUCAAACGCUCCCUCCCACAGAAAACACUGACAGAAUAAACGACAGACGCAGUCCGGAGGGUUUUCUGCCGUCUUACCUCAGUCACUGCGUUUAAAGACGACCUCGCUGAUCAAAGAAGAGCUAAUUUCUCUGUUCAAAUUCUGCUUCAAACGGAAAAAAGAAAAUGAUGCAGUAAUGUUUUAAUCUAUCACUUUGUAAUUUCCUUUAAUCCCUCCUCAUAACCACUGGAAAUCACCUUUCUGUCAGGUUUCUACUGUAUUUAUAUUUGCAUGAGAUACCACAUGGAUUUAUUUAACAGUUCCUUUAGCGUUAGCGUAGCAAAGUUUGUAAACAUAUGAACUUCAUUUUUUGUUAUUUCGAGCUUUUUACAUACUAUGAAUUUUUCUCACUUCUAAAAGUCUGUUUGUACACACAAUUUAUUGAUUUCCACAUGUGUAAAAAGAAAGCUCUGGAAAGCAGAUUUUAUGUAUCUACAAAAGGGAAAUGUAAAUGUUCUUACUCAUGAAGGGGAAUGUUCCUAACUGGCAUUAACACAGUUCACAAACAUAUUCACAGUAGCCGAGGUCGUGAACGAAAAUGGGAACGCAAGUACGGGAAAAAACGUACAUCCUGCUUUAUGUACUUAUUUGUUAUAUUGUUUUAUAUAUACUGAUGCAGUUUAAAGCAAUAGUUUGACAUUUUAGGAAAACCAUUUAAUGGUUGAUAUGAAGCUGGAGCCAUCAGCAGAUUAGCGUAGCUUAGCAGAAUUCAUUCAUUCCUCCCUAUUAAACAAAUACAAUGCUUAACGUAUAUGUAUUUUACCCUCCAGUGAGGUGAAAUUUCUAGAUUUUGGGCUAUGAAUCAUCGUUAUUUUGUGUCACUGACUGGUGUUUAGAGAUGUUCAUCUUGUCUAUGAGUCUAUGAUACCGAAUCUUUAAACCGACGUCACUGUGCUGAAUCGCCGUUGUCACUGAGCUAAUCAGCAGCAGUGCAGCUCUUCGCUGUUGACUGAGGGCACCGUCAGCUCACUGUGGUUCACAGUGACUCUCAUUAAACGCCUGUUGAAAGACAGGAAAAGCCUCCAGAGAUGACCAGAGUUUCAUCACUCUUGCAGGCUGCUGAGCUGCUAAUCUUUAAAGGAAAAGCAAACACAACAGUCAUUUCCUGCUAAAUGUGCUGCACAGCAUUGUGGCAUUAUUAGCAGGAAAUAGUGCACACGCCGCGGACGCUAAUGUUGUACCUUUUUUUUUACAGCACUAUAUAACGCAUUCAUUUCACACUCAGGAUCCAGAGAGUAAAUAUGCGGCUCUGUAAUGAUUUCGUACACAGCUUCCGAAUUCUGGUUGCCUAGCAACCUGACAUUGACUCCAGUAAAGAAAACAGUCCCGCACACAUCCCCCUGGAAAACUGCAAACUAAUGUUUUUACUCUUUGAUUUUAAAAAAGAACAAACAAGAUGUAACAUGUCAAUUAGUGGACUGGUACGUGAAUUUAGGAUAGAAUUAUGCUAGCUCGCGGCCUCCAGUCUUUGUGCUAAGCUAAGCUAACCGGCUGCUGGGUCCAGCUUUAUAUUGAACUGGCAGACAUGCGAGUGGUAUCGAUCCACUGAGAUCUGCUCCUGUUUCUCAGUAUCAAAUAUAAGGAGUUUCUAAACUGUAAGUAAGCUAACACACAACUUUAUUCUUUUUCUUGUAAAAGUUGUAAUCACAGAUGACGUGUGUGCAGUUAUCAGAAGGCCUGGAUAAAAUGUUCAGGAUUCAUACUGAAAGGAUUGUUUUUUACCUUACUUUGAUGAGUUCUGUAUAAACAUGUUUUCUGCAAAAGAACUUUUAUUUUUCAUUCAACAAAAUGAGCCUCAGUGUUUGAUGUUGUUUUAUCACAGACUGCCAUACGUGAACUUUACCUAAAUAAGUUAUACUGUACUGUAGAAAUAAUACUAUUAAUAAACAUAAAGAGUAAAACUGUAUCUGUACUUGUAACAGGAGGAAAACGUGAUCAAAUGUUGGAGAAAAGAAAAAGCUGCACACAAAGCAGUUUUGUCUCAUCGUUAUCUUGCAGCCUGUGUUCUGUAAAAACUCAUGUGCCUACUCGAAAUGUGCCAAUAUCUUCCAUGUCUGGGAAUUUUACUUAUUUUGCAAAUGCAUCAGCCUGGAAUAGAUCACAUUUCAUAUGGUUUUUGUUGGUCUAUUAAAGUCUUGUACUGGAGUUCA
Messenger RNA from Chelmon rostratus (copperband butterflyfish), 3833 nucleotides. Its product is annotated as retinoic acid receptor beta-like. The record is from RefSeq and is a predicted model, not a curated record. Gene Ontology annotation, cellular component: nucleus; transcription regulator complex. NCBI's taxonomy places the organism in Eukaryota, Metazoa, Chordata, Actinopteri, Chaetodontiformes, Chaetodontidae. The transcript has 8 exons. Gene Ontology annotation, molecular function: zinc ion binding; nuclear glucocorticoid receptor binding; nuclear receptor activity. Gene Ontology annotation, biological process: retinoic acid receptor signaling pathway; regulation of transcription by RNA polymerase II; cellular response to corticotropin-releasing hormone stimulus. Bases 251 to 1567 code for a protein of 438 amino acids.